AUGUCUCAUUCAUUAUCGAAAUACGUUAAUUAUAAUUCGUCACCACCACAACCGUCACCACCACAACCGUCACCACCACAACCGCAACGAUCAUGGCCAAAUUAUUUCAACCUGUCGUAUCAACAACCACAAUCGCAUCAUCAAUAUAAUCAGGAUGUUUUGACACAUCGACCAGCAAAUCCAUUUGGAAGACCACCUGCAACAACAAAAAUGUCUCAUUCAUUAUCGAAAUACGUUAAUUAUAAACCGUCACCACCACAACCGCAACGACCAUGGCCAAAUUAUUUCAACCUGUCGUAUCAACAACCACAAUCGCAUCAUCAAUAUAAUCAGGAUGUUUUGACACAUCGACCAGCAAAUCCAUUUGGAAGACCACCUUAUCCCGAACAACAACAAUAUUCACAU
Molecule: messenger RNA, 405 nt
Organism: Dermatophagoides pteronyssinus (European house dust mite)
Lineage: Eukaryota; Metazoa; Arthropoda; Arachnida; Sarcoptiformes; Pyroglyphidae
Product: gamma-gliadin-like
Source: RefSeq, a predicted model, not a curated record